Molecule: messenger RNA, 1668 nt
Organism: Saprolegnia diclina VS20
Lineage: Eukaryota; Oomycota; Saprolegniomycetes; Saprolegniales; Saprolegniaceae
Exons: 4
Coding region: 1-1668 (555 amino acids)
Source: RefSeq, a predicted model, not a curated record
AUGGCCAAGGUCGCCGACAUCAGUUCGCCCGCGUGGGCCGACGUGCGCAGCUUUGGCGUGCGUCGCAAUCGUAUCGCGCUAACCAUCAGCUGCGCAAUGCUUUUCAACAUUACCUCCAUGCCCAUGAAGGCGUACCUCUCCGAGUACGUUCCGUGGUCCGCACCGCCGCUCCUCAACACUUCGUAUGCCAAUUACUCGGCGUUCAACACGGAUUUCUUGGCGCAGAACCAGCGCUUGUACAACGCUUACACGCUCGUACCCGGCACAUCCUACUACGAAGACGCCAUUAACGACGUCCAAGUGCUCCGCAAGGCCAUUGCCUUGCCCGCGCCGAUCCCAAGAGCGACAUGCUUGCAGUCGUUUCUCCUCGGGCUUCCCGGCGUCAUCUACUACACGGACGCCCAACUCGACAUGGUCUGCGACCUCGCGAGCGCGACCAAUGUCUCGGCGUCAGCAUGGCACCACCGCGGCUCGUGUUUCUACGAUCUCUUUUGCAACAUUGAGAUUGGCCGGUCGUGUCUCUGGCUCGAGGCGGGCGAUGCGAUCAAAGUGCGUAAUGCGUCCGAAGGACUCUUUACGCUCACCUACGCGUUCAGUGCGACACGGUUUGACGCGUAUCUCUGGUUCAAAUUUGUCUACCGCAUCGGCAACACGAUCUUUGUCUUGUACCGCAUGUGGACGCAAUACUACCGACACUGCUAUCAUCUGGAGCAUCUCUUGCAAACGAGCGGUCACAGGACCGAUGUGAGCGCGAAUGAGUGGCGCUACGAGCUUGUGUUGGGCGACCCGACCGCGAUCAUUCUGCGGGAUCCGUGGGUCGCGACCACCUUUUUGAUCGACAUGUGGCUGAGCACGGCCAACGUCGGCAUUGCGGUCUUGCGCGCAUCCCAGAACGGCGACCUCUACAUCAUGUUUGUGACCUUUGUCUAUCUCUCGCGGACGGUGUGGUUUGCCUACUGCGGCCUCUGCGUCACGGCGUACUGUCUCAAAAAAUGGAAGAAGGAACGUUCGUUUGCCGAGGUCGACCCGACGUUGGUGGCGAUCGCGAUCGCGUUCUAUGGUCCGCUCAUCUCGUGGCUGAGCGGCAACGUCGGCUUCCUCGUAGUAUUUUACCAGUGGAUGUUUACGUGUCUCGUGCCAUCGACCAACCAUUCCACGCAAAACGAGCUUGUUGUCGGCUGUACCGCCUAUACACUGCUCAUCGCGGUGCUACCGGUGCUCUAUGGCUUCCUCGCUCCGCGUGUCCACUGCCGGGUUUUUUUUUGGUGUUUUCGCCGGAGGCAACAUGCGUACAGUAGUCACCGCUACAACAACCUCAAGAACCAGAUCCUUCUGGCGCUCCUCCGUCCGUUCCGCACCAACAAUAUUCACAUGAUUGCGAGAGGCGGCACUGUGUACGCCGCGUACAACGCGAGCGCGCGCUUGAAGAACUGUCCGACAUUUAGCCUCCGGAGCGCCGACUGCUUUGUGCUGUGUUAUCGCCACGGCGAGCUGCGUGAGAAAAUUCGCCUCAGUUUUCUGAGCUCCCUCGACACGCGUGAAACCGCGAUUUUUGAGGCGACGACGUCGACGCCGUAUCACUUUAACGAGCUCGUUGAGACGACCAAAGAAGGUGUCAGCUCCUUUGCGCUGCAUAAACCGGCCCAGCCGUCGGUCUGGUGCUUGUAA